AUGCCGUCGAGGGAAGUCCAUAUCGUGGCCAUCCUCAGGCCAAAGCCCGGGAAGCAGGACGAGGUAGCCAAAAUUCUGGCAGAGACCGCCGAGAAGGUCAAAGCCAACGAGCCUGGAGCCCUUACGUACUAUGGCCUGAAUGUGAGAAAGUCGAACGAGAUCAUCGUGGUCGAAAAGUACGCCAAUAUGGAUGCAGUGAAAGUCCACGGCGGCUCAGAGCACUUCAAGGCCUGGUCCAGGGCGGUUGCACCGUUGCUCGAGGGUCCAGCGGAUGUGAAGCUUGCCAGCCAGGUCGGAGGAUUCGAAUCACGGUCGAAGCUGUAA
This is a messenger RNA of Microsporum canis CBS 113480, 324 nucleotides long. RefSeq lists its product as uncharacterized. The transcript is spliced from 3 exons. Lineage: Eukaryota; Fungi; Ascomycota; Eurotiomycetes; Onygenales; Arthrodermataceae. Bases 1 to 324 code for a protein of 107 amino acids. The record is from RefSeq and is a predicted model, not a curated record.